This is a messenger RNA of Anisakis simplex (herring worm), 450 nucleotides long. The record is from the annotation of a GenBank genome assembly. NCBI's taxonomy places the organism in Eukaryota, Metazoa, Nematoda, Chromadorea, Rhabditida, Anisakidae.
AUGCAACGUGGCUCAGUAUUGAUAUUUUAUUCGGAGGAAAUUAUAUCUCAGAAGAAAUUAGUAUGCCAGCAUGGUUUUACGAGUGAAGAGGAUGCACCGUGCACAUCGCUGGCAAAAGAGCCGAUCGUGUUCUGUGGUCUUCGUUCUGCUGCUUGCAUGAUUCUGUUCGGUGAUGCAGUGCACAAUUUCAUCGAUGGAGUAGCGGUAGGAGCUAGUUUCGCACUUUCUUCACGACUUGGUCUAACAACCAGUGAUUUCGCCGUUUUAUUGGAAAGUGGUUUGUCAGUGCGUAAAGCGUUAUCACUGAACUUGCUGUCGGCUUUAACUGCGUUCGGAGGUCUCUUUGUGGGACUGGCCGCGAUCAGUGUUGAGAAUGCAGUGGAGUGGUUGCUGGCACUGACCGCAGGAAUGUUCCUGUAUGUGGCGUGGCUGGAUAUGGUCAGUGGCUGA